AUGGGUUUUGGUGCCACAACACAAGCAUGGAAUGUCCACACAGACUUCCAACUCGAAAAUCAUCAUAUAGCUGGUAUCUUCUUGGGCAAUGAUGUCGCAGGGUUAGCUGGUCAAGCUGCCAAUAUAGCAGUGUCACUUGACUUGUUUGAAGAUGACGUCUUGGUUACUGUGCGGACAUAUUGUGGACUCAACGGUACUGAAUACUUCGCUUACUGGAAGCAUAUAUUGGAACACCCAGAAUCAGAAACCAAACCUUACAAUGACGCCAUAACCUACUCCACAGUGUUCGGCAGGCCAACUCCUAUCCAAGCCAGGCAAAUUGUUCCGGAAGAGGUGCAGCAGCCGCUUCAACCAAAACUAGUCAACGGAAAACGCAAUAAGAUAUCAGGAGUCGAUGUCUGGAUAUGGAGGAUCAACUAUGGAGAUGGCCCUCCCAAAAUCGGGGGACUCAAGGUCUAUUUCGAGAAUGGAGAUACGUAUGAAUUGGGAAAAUGGUCUGCCGAGAAACAUUACGUCGAAUUCAAAGGUGCUUUCUGUACAAGAUUGAGUGUCUGGGGUAAUGGAGCUUUGGAUUACUUGGAGUUUGCACUUUCUGACGGUCGAGUUGUGGGAUAUGGCACCAAAAAUGACGCUAGGGGUGUCCACACAGACUUUCAACUGGAAAAUCAUCACAUCGCUGGUAUAUACGUGGGCGACGAUACAGCAGGGCUAGGUGGUCAAGCUGCCAAUAUAUCAGUGUCGUAUCAAUUGACACCGAAGGAAUGAUUAAUAGCCAGUCUUCAAGUAGGCCCACUUACUGAUGAUGUUAAUGGCAUUCAAAACUGAGCUUAUGUAAUAAUAAAUGAUUCAUAAAAUGUA
Molecule: messenger RNA, 858 nt
Organism: Leptinotarsa decemlineata (Colorado potato beetle)
Lineage: Eukaryota; Metazoa; Arthropoda; Insecta; Coleoptera; Chrysomelidae
Molecular function (GO): toxin activity
Source: RefSeq, a predicted model, not a curated record